Messenger RNA from Grosmannia clavigera kw1407, 1671 nucleotides. RefSeq names its product dihydrouridine synthase family. Gene Ontology annotation, biological process: tRNA processing. The transcript is spliced from 2 exons. Bases 1 to 1671 code for a protein of 556 amino acids. The record is from RefSeq and is a predicted model, not a curated record. Gene Ontology annotation, molecular function: flavin adenine dinucleotide binding; tRNA dihydrouridine synthase activity. NCBI's taxonomy places the organism in Eukaryota, Fungi, Ascomycota, Sordariomycetes, Ophiostomatales, Ophiostomataceae.
AUGGCGAGCUCGACGGCGGCGCCGAUUGCCAACGGGCGGGCAGCCAAGCUUCAUGGCCGAGCCUUUUACGAGAGCAUUGGCAGCCCCAAGUACAUUGUAGCGCCGAUGGUGGACCAGUCCGAGUUUGCCUGGCGCAUGCUGGUGCGGUCGUUCUUGGCGCCGGAGAAGCGGUCAUCGGUGCUGGCGUACUCGCCGAUGCUGCAUGCGCGGCUCUUUGUCGACAGCCAGCGGUACCGGGAGUCGCACUUUGAGGCGAUGCGGAGCGGCGUGGACGGAGCGGAAGGGAUAGCAGCAGCGGCAGCGACGCCGCACCUGGACGGCAACCCGGCGGUGGACCGGCCGCUGUUUGUGCAGUUCUGUGCCAACGACCCGACGGCGCUGCUGGCGGCGGCGCGGCUGGUGGCGCCGCACUGCGACGCCGUGGACCUCAAUCUAGGCUGUCCGCAAGGAAUCGCGCGCAAGGGCCGAUACGGAGCCUUUCUGCAGGAGGACCGCGAGCUGAUCGUACGGCUGAUCCGGGCGCUGCACGAGGGCCUCGACGUGCCGGUGACGGCCAAGAUCCGCAUCCUCGACACGCGCGAGGCCACGCUGCAGUACGCGCAGGCGGUGUUGGCAGCCGGCGCCAGCAUCCUGACCGUUCACGGCCGGCGACGCGAUCAGAAAGGUCACCUGACCGGCAUUGCCGAUUGGGCCACGCUGCGGUUCCUGCGCGACAGCCUGCCGCCCGAGACGGUGCUGUUUGCCAACGGGAACGUGCUGCAGCCGCGCGACCUGCAGCGGUGUCUGGAUGCGACCGGGUUCGACGGCGUGAUGAGUGCCGAGGGGCUGCUCUCGGACCCAGGACUGUUUGGGAGUGAGCCGGCUGGCGAUGCAGACGAUGCUGCAGAAACAGACACAGCCACAUUCACAGCCACAGCUUGGUGGCCUACGCCCGAUGUUCAGCGCGAGUACUGGACGAGUCGUGAUGGCCAGCGCGGUGGCUGGCGCGUGGACGCGGUGAUGCGUCGCUAUCUGGACCUGCUUCACGUGUAUGCGCUGGACGAGACGGUGCCGCCCCAACGCCGGCCGCUCUUUUUGCCGGGCGACGAGCCGCUACCAGCGGAAGAGGAGACGAAAGCGAACCCGAGCACGAGCGAGGCCACGGACGAGACCGGCGAUGCCGCCGAGCCGCGACGCAAGAAGCGCAAGCGGGACGAGAUGCAGCCGUCGUCUUCGUCGUCGGCAGCGGCGGCGGUCUUCUCGUCGCCCAACUUUGUCGCCGCACAGGCACAUCUGUUCCACCUGCUGCGCCAUGCUGUCGGCCGUCACCACGACGUGCGCGAUGCGCUGGCCCGCUCUCGCAAGGGCGACAUGGCCACCUACGAACGCAUCCUGGCCAUGCUGGAACACCGCGUGGCUGCCGCGCUGACCGCCGAGGCCGCCGACAUCACCGGCUCCUCCGAUGAGGCCCGCCAGGCCGAACAGGAUCGCGUGCUCGCCGAGGCCAACGGCGAGGACGACAAAUGCCCGCGCGACGACCCCGACUCGUCUGCUGCUGCCCUCCGUCGCUGUCGCCGGCCCUGGUGGGUCGUACAGCCGGUGCUGCGACCUAUGCCGGCCGAGGCGCUCGCCAAGGGCGCCAUCCAGCUCAAGAAAAAGGACAGGAAAGGAGACAUAGAAAAGGUCACGUGA